AUGAAUACAAUAUACUACUCAGGUUCUAUGGGAGAGACGAUCAUAGGGAUAUGUUUACUGCAGGCAACACAUGUUCAUAAUAAACUUGCGAUAAAAAUUAUAGAAAAAUUCCCAAAGCUGGUCAAUGAUAUCAAUAUAUCUGAGGACUACUACGGGCUAUCGCCAUUGCACCAAGCUGUUAUCAACCAAGAUUGUCACAUGCUAUAUACGUUACUUAAGAAAGGCGCUGAUGUAAAUGCCCGAUGUUAUGGGGCCUUCUUUUGUGCCGAGGAUCAAAAGGCUAGCCGUACGGAUUCGCUUGAGCAUGAAUAUGUUGAGCUCUCGCCAAAGACUAACUACACUGGGUAA
Strongylus vulgaris is the source of this 348-nucleotide messenger RNA. The record is from the annotation of a GenBank genome assembly. NCBI's taxonomy places the organism in Eukaryota, Metazoa, Nematoda, Chromadorea, Rhabditida, Strongylidae.